CGUGUCCUCGGGCCCCGGGACGGCUUCAGGCCGUGUCCUCGGGCCCCGGGACGGCGUGAGGCCGUGUCCUCGGGCCCCGGGACGGCGUGAGGCCGUGUCCUCGGGCCUCGGGACGGCUUCAGGCCGUGUCCUCGGGCCCCGGGACGGCGUGAGGCCGUGUCCUCGGGCCUCGGGGCGGUUUGAGGCCGUGGCCUCGGGACGGAGCGGGGGGCGCCGGGAAGGGCCUGUAGGAGAGGAUCGGUCGUGGGCUCUGAGGGGCCAGGAAGGACCGGCCGGUUUCUGGCGCUGGAGCCUCAGAGUCGGGGUCUUCUGCGGGCAGCGGUGGCUGAAACCGGGCGGUUCGCUGUUGAGAGGUGUCCCUGAGCCCCUCUGGGCCCCUGGAUGAAGCUCCCACUUCUUGCCGUGUUUGCCCUGGUGUCUGUGGCUCACUGCGAGGAUGGUGCCAGACUCCUGGCCUCCAAAUCCCUGUUAAACAGAUACGCAGUGGAGGGCAAGGAUUUGACUUUGCAGUACAACAUCUACAAUGUUGGCUCCAGUGCUGCCCUAGAUGUGGAGCUGUCGGAUGAUUCCUUCCCCCCAGAAGAUUUUGGCAUCGUCUCUGGCAUGCUCAGUGUCAAGUGGGACAGGAUUGCUCCAGCGAGCAACGUGUCCCACACCGUGGUUCUACGGCCUCUCAAGGCUGGGUACUUCAACUUCACCUCUGCCACCAUCACGUACCUGGCUCAGGAGGGUGCCCAGGUGGUGGUUGGCUUCACUAGUGCUCCCGGACAGGGAGGAAUCCUGGCUCAGCGUGACUUCGACAGGAGGUUCUCCCCUCACUUUCUGGACUGGGCGGCAUUUGGCGUGAUGACCCUGCCCUCCAUCGGGAUCCCCCUGCUGCUCUGGUACUCGAGCAAGAGGAAGUAUGACACCCCCAAGAGCAAAAAGAACUGAGCAGAGUCCAAUGCCAGCAGCAGCCCAGAGCUCGGGAAAGGAUAACCCCAAACCCCCAAGAACAGCAGCUGGGUGGGGAUGGCACAGUCCCCUGCCAGGUGCUGCCUGCGCUGUGCUUCAGCCCUCUGGGCAAAGGAUUCGGUGGCUGCAGCAGCAGCUGUGAGGUGCCCUCUGUGUUCUAAUGGAGAAACAAGCAAACAGAAAAAAGAACAACCAGAAGUCCCAAACUGCCUUGUCCAGCCCCUUUGGAGGCGGAACCCCUCUCUCCUCUGCAGCUGCAGCAAUCUGAGGAGUGCAGCAUGUUAGUGCCUACAGGGGCCUGUCUGUGGGGCUCUGCCCCUGUGCUGCCUCCAGCUCCCAUCUGCCUGCUGCAGUUUUCUUCAGGGUACUGUUAAGAACAUGUUCAGUCUCCUGUGAAAAUGUAAAAAGUUGAAUAAAGGGCAAUAGGAGACAAGGACCAUAGAGCAAAGGUUGUUACGGCCGUGUGCAUGUUGGCACUCAACCAAGAGCACACUGGCACCUUCAGGGACACCCCUCAAAUACCUUUUCCCUUGCCUCAACCUGUUCCAUAUUCAUAGACCCUUAUGCAUAUCCGUAUUUUCUUUUGCAUAUACAUAUUCCAUAAAUUAGUUUACACGGCUC
Molecule: messenger RNA, 1575 nt
Organism: Vidua macroura (Pin-tailed whydah)
Lineage: Eukaryota; Metazoa; Chordata; Aves; Passeriformes; Viduidae
Product: translocon-associated protein subunit beta-like
Exons: 6
Coding region: 382-933 (183 amino acids)
Cellular component (GO): endoplasmic reticulum; membrane
Source: RefSeq, a predicted model, not a curated record